AUGUUCGAAGUUACUUCUUCAAACAAAUCAACUAUCGAAACACAAGUUCGUCCUAUGUCUCAAGCUCCUGUCAAUGAAAAACGACGAAAUUAUCGAUUCUAUGCAGGAGAUCCUGCCAUUCAUCCAGCUGAGAAACGGUUGUACGCUAAUGGAGAUUUUGAAGGAACACCACUACACGUUUCUGGAGGUACAGAUCCACGAAAUCCAAAUCGAUCGGAUCGAUCACAUCUAGAUUUACCUGUACCAAAAUUCAAAUUGGAUCGCUGUUGGGUUGGUGUCAUUCCAGCAAAAGAAGUAACCUUUCGAAAUCUAAACGACAAUAUAACAAAAACCUUUUUAACCGAUAUGUGUAAACGUUUUGGUGAGAUAGAUGAUUGUAAAAUCUAUUAUGAUCGACAAACAAAGAAACACCUGGGAUUAGGAACAGUAAUUUUUAAAACAACCAAAGCUGCUCGAGAGUGUGUCAAGGCAUUGCAUAUGACCACGACAAUGGGUAGUAUUAUAUCAGUGUCAUUGGAAACAUCUGGUCAAGAACGUACAAAACAAUAUGCAACAAUAAUUCGAGCCCAGGAACAAGAAAAAGCUGCACAAGAAAAAGCUUUAGCUGCUUCAGCCGCUGCUUCUCCACCACCUUCAAUGGACUCAAACUACAAUAAACAAUCUGAUCCAUCACAUAUGUCUAUGCAAUUACCUGUUAACCAUAAAAGGAUAAAUAAUUCUUCUCAAUCAUCAAGUUCAUAUCCAUCUCGAGAUCAACACCGCCCGUCAAGAUUUCAACCCAUAUCGACUAGAUUCGAUUCACGAAAUCAACAUCCAAGCAAUGAUAAUACUGAUCAAUUUUCUUUUGACUCAUAUGGAUCAUUUGGUAAUAAUAGUAAUAAUUGUAAAUCUUCAUCACGUCGAUCACGUCGUCGAUCACAUAAUAAUCGUCGGCCUCAUUCUCAACAACGUCGACGAAGGCGAAAAACCAGUAGUAGUGCAACAUCUUCAUCGUCCUCACGUUCGUCGUCCUCAUCCUCAUCGUCCACAUCCAGUUCGACAUCAAGAUCUUAUUCAGUAUCAUCAUCAUCAUCAUCUCGCACUAGUUACUCGUCGACACAUAGCCAAAAUCGGAGAUCAACCAAUAAUUCUCGAUCGAACAAUUCUAAACAGCAAAAAGAUGAUGAAGUUCAUCGUCCAAGUUUGGACGAACGUAUAGCAGCUUUAUUUCAACAACAGCAAUGUGCUCAUUCGUCAUCUAUGCCAACUAAGACACAUCAUCGGCCACUACCGCUACCCAAUACUCAUCCACCUAAUUCAUUUUCCUAUCCACCACCGCCAUUAUCUUCGCCGAUGACGAAUAUCGUUGGUAGCCAUCAUCAUCAUCAACAAUCUUAUGGCGUAGUCAAUAAUUUUAAUUUUUUCGGUAAUUCAUUUCCACCUGCAUCAUUUUUAAAUUCAGCAGGCGGAACAAAUUGGCAAGACAUGUUCAAACAACCACCGCCGUCCUCGUCGUCCUCAUCAUCAUCAACUACCACAACAACAAUGUCCGCGAACGUAACGAUAACUAAUCAGUCGCAUAGCUCUUCGAAUGGUUUUCAACUCUACCCUACAGAUGGAGUCGAUGAACGCGAAAGGAAAACAAAUGAUUUAACUAAUGCCGUGACGAACGUUGUUUCAGGAGAACUAGUAGAAAUUUUGAGAAAAGAUCUAGCCAAAAAACUCAUUGAAACAUUAGUUUAUAAAUCGAUCGAAACCUGGUACGACAUCGAGGAACGGAAAGAUAAAUUUAAAAGAAUCAAAUCAGCUGAGAGUUCAACAAACGAUAACCAGACAACUUCUAAUGAACAGUUAUCUAAUCAAUUGCAUCAUUCAACAUCAAAUCCAUCACUUGAACGUACACCUGACGAACUAUCCACUCCAACCACACCAAUGACAGCUCCACCUUUCAGUUCGUCUACGUCAUCCACGAAUCUAUCGACGUAUUUUGAACAUAUAAAAGAUAAUAUAGGAUCAUCUGUGCGGGCUCAAAUGCCCAAAAUACCUUCAUUCAAAAAACGAACUAAUCCAGAUGAUAAGCCACUCAUUCCACAAAAAUCAGCUCCAUCAAGCGAGAAGAAAGAACCACCUCAACAACAACCGCGUAAAGUCGCACGAAAACGCUUAAGCUCUAGCAGCAGUGAAUCGAAUGAAACACCUGAAAACGAUGAUAGUCAGAGUCGAGAUUCAGUUUCCAUGCCAACUGAAGAGACAUCUUUGUCAGAAGCAAAAUCAAUCACUAAAGUUCCUGCAGAACCAUCUACACCCGAAGAGGAAGAAGGCGAAAUCAAAGAUGAUGAAGACGAAGACGAAGAAUCAGAAGAAAAGGGUGCUGCGAAUUCGACGAGCACGGUAUCAACGACACUGCCACCACCAGUGAUCAAACCUCCAUCAACACCGCCACCACUAACACCUCCUAAGAAAAAUAAAAACCUUGUUAAACAACCGAAAAAAUCUGGUCUACCUAAAAAACGAAAAAUUGAUCAAGUCAAAAGCGAUUCCACACAAGAUCAAGACGACGUCGAUAAUAGUACACUAGCCAAACGAAAGAAGAGUAUUAAAAGUCAUCAGCAUGCGACAACGAACAACAAAGUAGACGAUCAACUCAGUCAAACUGCAAAUCUAUUAGACAGUUUAUCGGCAGAAGAAGCGCGACCAUCCUAUAAUCCAUUUGCUUAUAUUGAAUUUGAACAUGAUUAUGCAUUUAUGACGAAACAACCAAUACCAGUAGCAAAACGAUUGACUGUCGAUGGAUUGAAUGAUAUGGGCGUUCAAGCACCAGUCAUCAUUCCGAUGAUUGUGAAGUUUUCACCGCGUGAGCACGAUGCUGAAAUGCGUAUUAUGUAUGAAAUCGAUCAAGGUGUUGAUGAAGAAGAUAUGUCAUAUCUUAAACAAAGUUUUCAAAAACUAUGCGAAGAAGGUCAUUCAUGUACGACAAAAACCCGAUGGGUUGAUCAUCCUGCUAGUCGCGACUCACCAUUUGUUAAACAACCACCAGAAAAACAUCGAACUGGAUGUGCUCGAACCGAAGGUUAUUAUAAAAUAGUUAAAGAUGAGAAAGUAUCUCCUAUGAAGACGACUGAUUCCUCUCAAAGUUCAUCUGUACUUCCACAAGCAAUACUCGACACAAAUCGGACUACGACUGGUGCGCAAAUGUCACGUGAACUUCGUAGUGAACAUCGACGAAAUCUAUUAGCGCUAGGCGAUGCUGAAUUUGCUGACCAUUUUAAAUUUAGUCAACUUAAGCUGAGAAAGAAACGUCUUCGAUAUGCGAAAUCAGGUAUUCAUGCAUGGGGUUUAUUUGCUUGCGAGCCAAUCGCUAUGGAGGACAUGGUCAUCGAAUAUGUUGGUGAAACCAUUCGACAAAGCAUUGGUGAUCUACGUGAAAAACAAUAUGAAUUAGAAGGAACCAAUUCUAAUUAUAUGUUUCGCGUCGAUUCAGAUACAAUUGUUGAUGCGACCAAAUGUGGAAAUCUCGCACGAUUUAUUAAUCAUAGUUGUGAUCCUAAUUGUUAUGCAAAAAUCAUACCAGUUGAAUCACAAAAGAAAAUUGUUAUCUAUUCAAGACGUGAUAUUCGUCUCGGAGAAGAGAUCACCUAUGAUUAUAAAUUUCCACUUGAAGAACAAAAAAUUCCAUGUCUUUGUGGUACACCAGUAUGUCGUGGCUCAUUAAAUUAA
Adineta ricciae is the source of this 3696-nucleotide messenger RNA. The record is from the annotation of a GenBank genome assembly. NCBI's taxonomy places the organism in Eukaryota, Metazoa, Rotifera, Eurotatoria, Adinetida, Adinetidae.